CAGGGGAAGAAACAGUGUUGAUUUAUCAGCAUCACUGUGAAGCGCGAAAUUCACAGAAACCUUCCUUGCGCUUAGAUACAAUAUUUUCGCUCUGUUUCCUCUCAGAUUCGGCAUAACCGCUGAAGUAGAGAGAUCGAUUCGGGUUUGCUAGUGCAUGACGAGUGCUUCGGAGCUAUUCUACAAUCGGAGGUAUCGUUUGGGACGAGCCUCUGAUUAUCUUGGGAACGAUUCGUUGCCCGAUAGAUACUUUCACCUCGAUGUUAAUAACCGUCGCCAUCAUCACCAUCCACACGAUUUCAGUGAUGGUGAGACUCUCCGACGGUCCACGCCAACGCAGCGGCUAUUCCAUCGUUUGUCCUCCACGGAGCGGGAAUCAGCUAGACUUGACCGGUGGCAUAACCGAUCUCUUUCAAACACGAGCAAUUCUGCUGAAAAUGUUAGCAGUUUCAGGGGCCCUAGAGUGACUGGCAAUGACAGGCUACCCGUAGCUGUGGUACAUGCAAGGGCAAGACUCCUUCAGAGGCUGAGUGCAGCACCUCCGUCCAGAAACAGGCAAAGAGGUAGAGCCUCUCUAGAUAUUGACGACAUGAGGCAUACUAACUUCAGGGAUGAAGAGAGCAGUGAAUCAUCAACAACUGGUUUAGCUGAGGGUUUCUCAUUAACUGACUUAACUUUACAAAUGGAAAGGUCCCAACUCUCACAUGAAGUGAACAAAAAACCACCAGGACUCAACCAGGAGGCCAUAGACCGUUUGCAUAUGGAAGUAUUUGGCAACAGGGAAACACAGAACGGAAGAACUGGAAUCUAUAGUACUGCAGGAUUGUGGCAUAUGCCUAGAAACUUUUCUGGAUGGAGACAAGCUGAUACGCUUGCCAUGUGGGCACAGAUUCCACUCUGUCUGUUUGGAUCCAUGGGUUCGAAAAUGUGGCGAUUGCCCGUUCUGUAGAAGAGAGAUAUUUGUAAACUAGAAAAGCCAAUGCGCAUUGCAUGAAGUUUGUGGACAUGUUGCAUCUGCAUAAAGGGUAAUGUCGUUGUUUUAGAUGUUGUAUUGCUGUUUUUGUGGUUAUGAAAAAUACCAUGAAGUUGCAUUUUUUCCGUAGUCAUGCGGAUUUGUAUUGAUAAAAUUUGGUGCAUGCUAGCAUUUUUACUCGUACUUGUGACUAUGAAAUGAGAGCGUUGUGUUUUCUUGUUCCCA
Molecule: messenger RNA, 1195 nt
Organism: Neltuma alba
Lineage: Eukaryota; Viridiplantae; Streptophyta; Magnoliopsida; Fabales; Fabaceae
Product: probable E3 ubiquitin-protein ligase RHY1A
Exons: 3
Coding region: 155-946 (263 amino acids)
Source: RefSeq, a predicted model, not a curated record